Phyllostomus hastatus (greater spear-nosed bat) is the source of this 4670-nucleotide messenger RNA. RefSeq names its product FYN binding protein 2 (gene FYB2). The record is from RefSeq and is a predicted model, not a curated record. Lineage: Eukaryota; Metazoa; Chordata; Mammalia; Chiroptera; Phyllostomidae. Bases 624 to 2744 code for a protein of 706 amino acids. Gene Ontology annotation, biological process: T cell receptor signaling pathway; protein localization to plasma membrane; integrin-mediated signaling pathway. Gene Ontology annotation, cellular component: plasma membrane. The transcript has 20 exons. Gene Ontology annotation, molecular function: protein binding.
UUGAGAGUUACUUUGCAUAUCUAAAGAAAUUGGCCAGUUUUAGUAGUGUUAAAUAGGCCACACUAGGAGCCAGGGAGAUGGGUGUGACUCUAAUUCUGGAUAUAGCUGGAGGGACUUGCUGCACCUGCUAGAGUGGCUUGGAGGCAGCUCCUAUACCACAGGGCCAUGCCUGCCUGCAAUACCAAUGGCAGCCAAGAAGGGCUGGAGAUAUGGGGAAGGGCAGCUGUAAUGCAGUGUGGAAGGAGUUGGAAAUGGGGUUAUACAGGAAGACCUGUGCCAAGAUCUAAACCUAACUGUGGGGCAAGCAUUGCUCUCUUGACCAUGUGGCUUGGGAGAGGUGAAGGCUAUCUUGGCCACAUAGUUUGAAAGGAUGCAAAAGGACUCCCACCAGCCCACCAUGAGGAGGAGCCAUGCAGGUUUGAAUUAAGGGCAGGAGCCUGGCUGAGCACAGACAACAAGCUGGAAUGCAGAUGGAAUGCAGCCCCACUAAGCUACAGACUUCUGUAUCUUUUCCUGAGACGUGGUACCUCUGACUGGCCUGGUUUGGCAAAAGGAGGCAGGACUGUGUGCUGGAAAGAUUAAGAAACUUCAAAGAACUCCAAGCUAAAUUUCAAAAGCUUGACAUGCCAUCUCUUCCAGGACCUAUUCAAUUCCCAGCAAGUGUUUCUCAUAAGGGGGACUUUGGAAGCACACAGUCAAUAAGGACCUGGGCCAGUGGGAAACUGCCCUCAUCUGACCACAAUCAGCCCCCACCAUAUUGUUCUGGUGGUGAACCCCAGCCUCUUAAAGCCCAGAAAAUGAAGCUGGCACAGAGGAGUGAGAUUCAGAAAUGUUUUGAUUCCCCAGGACCUCCAGGAAGGUUUGCUUAUUCUGCAGUGAAUUCACAGAAGGCUUCUCUGCUUUUAGAUGUGAAUCAAGCAAACGCUAAGAUAACCAAUGAGAAGAAAUUGGUGGUGACCAGUAGCUUCAGAAACAAGCUCUGGAACUGGGAGAAGGUCUCAUCUCAGAACAGUGAAAUGUCAUCAGCCUUUCGCCUUGCCAAUUGUGGAGAUAGGGCUUUCCAUCCAGAAGAUCAGAAAACCACAGGGCUUACUACUCUAGAGGAGCCCAGGAAAAAACUGCAAAUAAAAGGAUCCCAGACUCUUCCUUCCCAGAGGUACCUGAUGGCCCAAAGAAAAUCAUGUGCAAAGAAAAUCACCUCAGAAGAUCCCACUUUUCUACUUUCUCCACAUGGAAGGAAGAGCCUAGAAAAGUCCCAUCCUGAGAGGGGCCCAGCAGGGAGCACCUCCCAGCCUAUCUAUGAGAGGGAGCUUGCCAGCUGGCCCCCAGAGAAACAGCCGGAUGUCAAGCAUCACCAGCUUCCCAAAACAAAGCCACUGCCUUCCGUGGAGUCCCUGGGUCCUCCUCCCACGAAGCCACCGAAGCCUCCAGCCAUGAACCUCCAGGCCUUCCAGAGGCAGAUGGCUGCCUUUCCCAAGACCAGCAGGGAAGCAGCUGUGGAAGAGGGCUACCUGCCUCUAGAGAGUGCUGAAUUUGAAGAACCGCAUAAUUAUGAGGCAACACUUUCAUAUCCGAGACACUCUGGCAAUGCCACUAACCUGUGCACCGCAGCAGAAAUUGCUGAUGCAACUUAUGAAGUUGGAAUUGAAGAACUCCAAAAGCCUUGGAAGAGUUUUCUCCACCAAGAACUUAGCCCUGAACAUGAAGAUGCCAAUAAAACAAUGAAGGAAAAAGAGCCAGAUAAAUUGAAACUUCAUAAAAGAGAAAGGGACCUACAUUCAGACCAUCUUUUUGAGGUGGGUGCCUGUGAAGAGAAACCAGGGAAAGCCCCAAUGAUGAAGGUUCACAGACAUAUGGAGAGCAUGCUGGCCAGAAAGCAGGAUGCUGUGAUUGACACCAUCCAGACAAAGGCCUACCCCAAGGACCUGAAGCUGCUCAGGCACUUCCAAGGCCAAUGUGGGUACGUGGAGGCCUUGGAGGUGACUAUAGAAACACCAGGCCAAAGGCCCUUUAAGCCCAGUUCCACCUCAGAAGAGACCUAUGAUGAUGUUGAGUACCCUGGGAGAAAGGGAUCAAAGUCAGAUUUCUCGAACUCAUUUGUCUCCGAUAGUGAAGAAAAUAGUAAAGAAAUGUAUGAAGAUGUAUACAAAACAAAGAGCAACUCCACCAAGAUAGAUUUAGAUGGAAAGGCACUUAAGAGACUGCAGAGAUUCUUCAAGAAAGAAAAGGAUAGAUUUAAAAUGAAGACAACCAAGUUGAAAGAAAAUGUAAGUGCAUUUUCCAUUUCGCUGCCCAAUUUAGAACGUAGGUCUCAGGAAGUUAUCAUUCAUCAUGAUGUGAACAUAAGUGAAAAAGAGUCAAAAGAUGAAGAUAAAGUAAAAAUUUGGAAGCCCAAGCUUUUUAAACCAAAGGGGAAAAAGAGUGCUGAAGAAUCAGACCGUCUAUCACCUAGCAAUUUCUUCAGAACCAAGCAGCAAAACUUAGAAAAGGACAGAAUGGAAAAAGAAAAACUUUUUAGAGAAAGAUUUGAGUAUGACAAAGAGAUUACCGUCAUCAACACAGCAGUGGCAUGUUCCUGGAAUUCAAGAAAUGGGAUAUUUGAUUUGCCAAUAACCCCUGGAGAAGAACUGGAAGUCAUUGAUGUCACUGAAGAAAAUCUAGUGAUAUGUCGCAAUUCUAAAGGCAAAUAUGGAUAUGUGCUAAUUGAACACCUAAAUUUCAAGCAUCAAGGUUGGUCGCCUUAGGAAGAGCAACAUCAAAUGUAUGGAUGCACAAGUGAGAGCCAGUUCUAAGACACUGGUCCUGCUCACACCAGUUCCAGUCUACGUCUCAAAAUGAGAUGACGGAAGCUUUCAUUAGGACCUUAGGAGAGAAAACAAACCCUCCACGUUUAGUAGGUUUUGCUCCUAAAAGGUUAUCUUUCCACGUCUAUUUUAAGAAUCUAUUUCACUGCUGGCUCAGAAUGCGAAACUGCAUGUGCCAGCAUUUGAGCACUUACUCAAUGAGCCACAUCCACAGUAAGAAAUCACGCCUGAUGGCACUACCCAGUGAGUUGUACAGAUGGUGAGCACACUUCUAAUAUCAGUGCAUGAGUGUUUAGAAUUUCUAAAACCUGCUGUCCAUUUAAAUUGGGUGUAAUAUAAUUCUGGAAAAAUAGUGUAACCAAGUUCUUUUAAAUACUCAAAGUGUAGUCUUGAAAUAAUUACAGUUCAGUCUUUAAAAAAUCAAGGUUUAAGUGUUCUGUUUUAUCACAAACCAAAGUUGGACUCAAAAUGCUGCUCAAAAUUGGUUUCUUUUGGGAACCAUAUACUGAAGAAUAAUUUAUUCAAAAAUUCACCUAUCAUUUAAAUUAUGCUGUAUUGGUUUAAAAUAGCCUGUUGUCCAAAAUAAGUAAUACUUUUUAUUUAUCUAUUCAAAUAACAGAAUUCACAUAUAUUUUUACUUACAUGAAAGUAAAGAAAAUUAAACUGAGCUGUUAGUAACAUUCUGUAUUUCAAAUGACGUACACUGCCUCUUGAGCAGGGUGAUUCUGGCCUUCAGGGUGUGAACUUACUCCAUGGUCUUAUCCUUUAUGCUAUGCGAUUGCUUCUUAAGAUUCUAGUUUCUUUCUUUUUCAAGUUCCAAGUGGCAUUUGCGAAAAAAGGCCAACCUCAUGCUUGAAGACAGGAACUAAAGGUAUUACAGAGUUCAGAGGGGGAAACGGAUAUGAGUGAAAUGCCUAGAAGAUUGAGACAGGCUUCACAGAGAAGGUGGCACUGAAGCCUGGUCUAAUCACAAGCACAUUUGGUAGACAUGGCACAGAGAUGGCAAGUCCACGCUGUCUGGUGACCAGGAAGAAUCUGAACAGAAAUGGAGUGUGCUGUGUCUGGGGGGGAAGGGCACGAGCUAGGAUGGAGUAGGUUGGAGCUAGAAUGUGACAGAGUUCUUAUCAAAGGUCUUAUUCAGGAAGGUGAAGCCAGAUGUCUAGAGAGAAAAGAAAAAACAAUCACAGCAAUAUGGGUGAUAACUUAGAGAAGAGAGGCUAGUUGUUUUUGUAAUAUUCUAGGCAAAAGAGCAUUUGACCGUAAGACAGCAGCAAUACAAAUAUAUGGGACAGGAGCCCCAUUAGUUACAAAGGUAAGGAAACAGAUGUCUUGGUGACUGAUUAGACGUGAAAGGAAACAAUGAGGGAAUGGCUCCAAGAUUUCUUUUUUGGGAGCUGAGAUUAAGGUACCAAAAUUGGGAAUAUAUUUAUUUCUAUUUGGAUCCCCCUGAAUUAAAUGUACCUACUGAGAGGCAGGGCAUUCGGGCAACUGCAGCCCCUCCCACAUCACGGUCAGACCUGCCCCGUGGCACUAUGGCAGAAGAGCAAGGAAGGUAUGGCCUGUGGGCAAGGAAGGAGGUGAAGUCAUGGAAUAAUCCUGUAAAAAAGAGAAUCAUACACCACAUGUUACUCUUGCCACCUGGCCAAAACAUGAAGGAUUUUAAACCCUAUAGUCACAAUGGGACUAAAUUUCCACUAAGAUGGGUCUGUCCCACACACUUUCCAUCUUAUCACAUCGCCUCUUGUUCUAACUCCAUGACUCAGCUCUGCGUCUCCACUUUCUCCUCAGUGAAACAGGCCUAAGAACACUCACCUCGUCUGCUGCACAGGGCUGUUGUCAGGCUGGAAUGCAGUAACAUAAAUAAAC